AUGGAUAGCCUCAAACAAAGCAAAAAAAAAAGUGACAAACGAGUCCCGUCGCUCUGGACGCGUUUGCAGUUGGGUUACAUUGCUAGAUCGAUUAGAGGUUGCCCUCCCAGACUCCUGCCAGGAAGGAUGCGCCACCGUCGGCCUCACAUCAUUUCCCUCGACAAGGGGUCGGACAUUGGCAGUUUGCGCGAUGACAAGGCAUCCCCAGAUCCCUCGGAGGCUGGAUUAUCGAGGGCGUGCCGUCACGGCAGAGCAGAGAGUCAGAACGAGGCUACGGGCAGAGCAUGGGACAUUUCGGAACUCUUCAAUGCCCAAUCAAACAUGGGCAAUCAGAUUUUGCCCAGGGAAUUCCCCAUCCGUGCACCUACAAUCAGAGCACAAACCGUAGUAGGUACUACUGGAGGUAAGGGUGUAGUAUCUGUUUGGGAGCGCCACACUGCACUGCGCCAUCGUCAUACACAUUUGACAUCCCCUGGAUUUCCACGUGGAGGACCCGAGAGGCCCCUGUUAAACUUGUGGCUUGAUAAGCCCGCUCAAGCUGAAAAGGCACCGUGUUGUCAAAGCAAAGUCCGUACCUCGAAAUCGGGCCCCAAAGUCUACGGGUGGCGCACCUCUAUUGAGUUCUGUGGCUGGCGGCUGAACUUCUAG
Fusarium graminearum PH-1 is the source of this 648-nucleotide messenger RNA. RefSeq lists its product as uncharacterized. Bases 1 to 648 code for a protein of 215 amino acids. The record is from RefSeq and is a predicted model, not a curated record. The transcript is spliced from 6 exons. Lineage: Eukaryota; Fungi; Ascomycota; Sordariomycetes; Hypocreales; Nectriaceae.